AUGCCGCCAGCACCGCAGCAGCCCGGGAGCCGAGGGGCCUUGGGGGUCCCCCCUGGCUGGAACCCCCGGCUGCUGGCUGGGAGAGCCGGCAGGGCUGCCCGCGGCCAGGCGGGAGGGCCGCGCCGCGGAAUCCCCGGGGCGGGGCGGGGGGCGGGCCUGGAUGCCGCCGGGCCCCGCAGCGGGGCCGCGCCUCCUCCGCUGCGAGCGGGGUCCGGGCUGCCACAUCGGCACCGCCGCUCCGAGAAGGCGCUGCCCGGAGCGGAGCGGGAGCUGGGCGCGCCGGGAGAUGGAGCCCCGCUGCCGCGGUUGCUGCCGCCGCCGCCGCCCCCCGGGACUCGCGCUCCGCCAGGGCUGCCGCUGCCGGGACGGAGAGCGCGGCGCGGCCGCCUAACGCCGCGGCCCCGGCGGCGCGGCCGAGGGAGGAGGCAGCGCGGAGGCCGCCGCAGCCCCUCCGGCGCCGGGCCCGCGCGGCGGCGAAGCGCGGCCCCCUCCUCCCCGCCCUCCCCGCUGCCGCUUCCCCGCCCCCUCCCGGCCCUCGGCUGGGCUCCGCCGCCGGGAGCCGGGCCAUGGCGGGGUGAUGAGGGAGCAGCCGCCCCUGCCCGCCGGCUGCGAGGGGAGGCAGGGAGCGACGGGGCUGGGCGGCUCGGUGGCGCUAGAGCCGGGUGCCGGCGCGGGGAGAUGUGGAGCGCGGGGGCGGCGGCGCUACAGCUCCUCUCCCGGGCCGUGAAGCAGGCGGCGGCGCAGGGAGCCCGGCAGGACCUGGGCCGCUGGCUCUCCCGAGCCGCCGGGGACCCCAGCGGCUUCGUCCCGGCGGAGGCGGCGGGGACCGGGGGGCUGCUGCUGGGGCCCUACGCGGAGCAGGCUGGGCUGCCGCCGGCGGAGCUGCUGCUGUGCCAGCUGCCCGAGGCGGGCGGCGGGGGGCCCGGGCUGGCCGAGGCCCGGGGCUGGCGCUGCUCCUGCUGCCUCCUGGGCACCUGCUGGUGCAAGAGCUGCCUCAGCGUGUGCGUCCUGGCGGCUCUCUGCUUUGCCUCGCUGGCUCUGGUGCGCCAGUACCUGCGAGACCUGCUGCUCUGGGCUGAGAGCCUGGACAGCUUGGCCGGCGUGUUGCUUUUCACUGUGGGCUUCAUCGUCGUGUCCUUCCCCUGCGGCUGGGGCUACAUCCUGCUCAACGUGGCCGCUGGCUACCUCUACGGCUUCGUGCUGGGCAUGGGGCUGAUGGUGUUCGGCGUCCUCGUCGGCACCUUCAUCGCCCAUGUGGCCUGCAAGCGGCUGCUAGCCCGCUGGGCGAGGGCCAGGAUCCAGGGCAGCGAGAAGCUCAGCGCCAUCGUCCGUGUCGUGGAGGGUGGCAGCGGGCUCAAGGUGGUGGCUCUGGCGCGGCUGACGCCCAUCCCCUUCGGGUUGCAGAACGCCGUCUUCGCGAUUACAGAUUUGUCAUUACCCAACUACCUGAUGGCUUCUUCAGUUGGGCUGCUACCUACUCAGCUCCUGAACUCAUACUUGGGCACUACCUUGCGCACCAUGGAGGAUGUGAUUGCAGAACAAAGUGUUAGUGGCUAUUUUAUAUUCAGUUUGCAGAUUGUCAUAAGCAUAGGACUCAUGUUUUAUGUCAUUCACCGAGCUCAAGUGGAACUGAAUGCAGCUAUUGAAGCAUGUGAAAUGGAAAUGAAGACAUCGCUUGUUAAAGACAGUCAGCCAAGCAUCAGUGGUUCGAGCACAUACUGCAACAAAAGGACAGUAGCAUUCUCUGGAGGAGGUGUCAAUAUUGUGUGAUUUUCAAGUAUGAAUAAAGUAAGGUUUUGUGAACCUGAGCUAUUGCCUAGAAGUAUCUAUGGACAAUUCAAAUAGUUUUUUUAAAAAAUAGAAGUGGUUACAGGUUGUACUGUGGCACAAACCAAUUGACCAGCUCUUCAGUUGCACAUGGGGUGGCUUCUAGAAAGAAAAGAAAGAUGGUCAGGUAACUUAAGAUGUAAUUGCAAAUUUGGCUGCACCUUUGGUCAUUUAUUAUGCCUGUCAUGGCCUGUAGUCUGCACUUUAGAUUUUUUUCCUUUUUGCUCCAGUAAGCUGAGAAAUGCUUCUAUAAACUGAGAAAAGUAGCACAGAGGUAAAUAUUUUUCUGCUUGGCAUUAUUUAUAAGGCUGAAUAAUUAUAUGCAGUAGAAUUUUAUUACUGAUAAAAAUGAAUGAGAAAGUAUGCCAUUCAAUGUAUAUUAUUCUUGAAUAUGCUUUUGUUUUGGAAUUGCUUCCAGGUGUGUAUUAUUUAGCUAAUGAUGGGACCACUGGGCUUUUCCUUCAGUUUUUUUAUUUUGGGGAAAAAAAAAAAAAAAAGAGAACCCUAUAAAAAGUUCUGGUUGAAUGUAUUUUUCUAAGUCAUUAAAAAUGUUGCAGAGCCAUGCAUAUGUAUUCACACAAGCUUAAAUCCUACAUUGUGGGACUGAAGUGCUCUUAAAUAACAUUUUAAGUUACACUGUGUAAUAUGCAAAGUAAAAGGGAAAAUACAGAAGUUGUAAUAGAUUGCAGAGACUGUUCGAAGGAGACUUCAUGACUUAACUCUUGCAUUGGUUUUACCACCUUGGUGAUGUAACAAAGGGCUUGUUCCAUGUUAGUCCUAUUUAUAGUAUUUUUAAUUGAUAAAAGGAUGGAGUUUUCUGAACUCGCAUGACUGCAUGUAAAGGCUUACAAAACAGGGAGCUCAAUCUCCUUUAAACAAGAUGAUGGGAUACUGGCAGUACUAAUUUUACAUGAAGGUGGCCUUUAUUUUGUAAGUGAAUCCCCUCUCCCUCUAAAAAGCUUUAAAAAUUCACUUGGAUUGGCAUGUUUUUUUCUGAAAGGUUUACACUUUUUUAAAAGACACAAUCUAUUCUAAGUUUCACCAGAGUGAAGAAAUGAAAACUAGACGUUCUCCUUGAAAAUAUGAUAAUCCAGUAAUGGAAGAAGACCAUAACGUCUCUGAGACUCAGGAAUUCUGACUCCAUUUUUGCAAGACAACACUGUAUUGGAUAAUGCUCCUUUUAUGUGAGCUGUGGACUGUUUUUCACUGCGUUUGAAUAGGCCAGAUAACUCAACAGUAGCUUGUGUAUGUGUGUAAAAGAAAAACAAUAUUGCCUGAAUGUGCUGUCUUGUAUGUGUGGGUUUCAUGUAGGUAUAUGCUCAAACACAUGGAAGUCAUCCGAUACAAAAAUAUAUAAUGUGAUGUAUUGCUUAUUUUGUAGUUAUUUUGUGUUAAGUUUUUAAGGGUGCUUUCAGUCUUCAAGAUUUAGUGUUAUUUUCCAACAGUAUGACUGUGCCUCCUUUGUGUAAGGCUGCUUGGUUGGUCCAAACAUUUUUGUCUUGUGGAGAACAGAAGGUCUUCAAGGUCGUUGGGAAGCAGAGGUUUGAAAGCCUCCAACAGUCUUACCCUGAGGAUGUUUGGUACUGGCGUGACACCUGCACAUUCCUUGGCAGUGCACGUUCAGAUUUGUUCUUUAAAUAUGUAUCCUUUGCCAACUGCUGUGCUUGGGUCUUGUGACCUAAGGAGCUGAGGUAGUUAAAUGAAGCAAUGAAGGUCGGAUUGUUUUGAGGUUUGUGGAGUUUGUUUUGUUUUAAUUUGAUUUUUUUUUGUUUGUUUGGGUUGGUUUGUUUGUUUGUUUAAAAGGCAGUCUCUAUAUAUUUGUUCAUUUACACACCUCUGCCUCUGACAGCUCCUGUGUGAAAACAAGAGAGCCCAAUAACUUGAUGGCGUUAUUUGUCAUCAUAUUAUAAUUGUCAUCAUAUUAUAAUUGUCAUCAUAUUAUAAUUGUCAUCAUAGUAUAAUUGAGCCCUUUCUUAACUAAAGAUUUGUUUUGUCAUGUUUCUUGGAAGGAACAGUCCUUCAGUAAAUUAACUGAUCUGAACUUUGCUCCAUCUUGCCAAAUCAACAAUAGUGUUUUCAAGAGAGUGUCUCUUUCUUUGCAUUUUUAAACUAACUUAAAGUUGUGUUGAUUAUUCAAGGACAUUUCCCAAAAAUGUAUUUUGAAGUGCUUUUAUUUCCAUGACAUUUUGUAACCAGAGGAACUUCACUAUGUGAACACUUUUGUAGUAUGGAAUUAGUUCUUAAGACUUUUGCAUUUUGCUUGAUACUGUAAUAUUUGUGUACAAGUUAAUGGGAAAUGUGCAUUAAAAGGAACUUUUCUGUACCGUGCCAAUCAUAAUUUUAUACAAUAAAUUCACUCAAAUUUCUUUAAAGGAAUAUGUAUUAAAUGUUUAGGUUGCUAUGAAGUUGGAAAGAA
Apus apus (common swift) is the source of this 4243-nucleotide messenger RNA. RefSeq names its product transmembrane protein 64 (gene TMEM64). The transcript has 4 exons. Bases 1 to 1770 code for a protein of 589 amino acids. Lineage: Eukaryota; Metazoa; Chordata; Aves; Apodiformes; Apodidae. The record is from RefSeq and is a predicted model, not a curated record.